Messenger RNA from Lottia gigantea (owl limpet), 845 nucleotides. RefSeq lists its product as hypothetical. The transcript has 11 exons. The record is from RefSeq and is a predicted model, not a curated record. NCBI's taxonomy places the organism in Eukaryota, Metazoa, Mollusca, Gastropoda, Lottiidae. Gene Ontology annotation, cellular component: cytoplasmic exosome (RNase complex); nuclear exosome (RNase complex). The annotation marks the transcript as partial. Gene Ontology annotation, biological process: nuclear polyadenylation-dependent mRNA catabolic process; U4 snRNA 3'-end processing; nuclear polyadenylation-dependent rRNA catabolic process.
AAAUGGCGGAUGACUUGAAAACAUACCAACCUAAAGAAUACUACAGAAAGUUUCUUGAAAAAGAAGUUAGACCAGAUGGUAGAGAGUUAGGAGAAUAUAGGUCUACUGUUAUCAAUAUAGGAUGUAUUACUACAGCAGAAGGUUCAGCCUUAGUUAAAUUAGGGAACACAACUGUAAUAUGUGGUAUCAAAGCGGAACUUGCUAAUCCAAAAGCAGAAUAUCCAAAGAAAGGCUUUAUAGUACCAAAUGUAGAACUGUCACCAAUGUGUAGUUCCCAGUUCAGACCAGGUCCUCCUGGUGAACAGGCUCAAGUUUUAUCUCAGUUUUCUGUUGAUGUUCUUCAAAAUUCUGGUUGUAUAAAUUUAGAAGAUUUAUGUAUUACCCCAGGAAAGCUAGUAUGGUCAUUACAAUGUGAUAUGAUAUGUUUGGAUUAUGAUGGUAAUGUAACUGAUGCCUGUGUUCUUAGUUUAAUAUCAGCUCUCAAAAAUACAUUAUUACCUACUGUAAAAGUCAAUGAAGAAACAGAAGCUAUAGAAACAGAUGAUAUUAAUAUAAUCAACUUACCAGUUCAAUCAACACCUAUUGCUACUACUUUUGCUGUAUUUGAUGACAAUAUCCUGUUUGUUGACCCAACAGUUGAAGAAGAGUCCUUAGCAACAGGAGUUUUAACAGUAGUCACUAAAGAUGAUAAGAUCUGUAUGCUACACAAACCUGGUGGGAGUCCAUUAAAAGAUUCUCAAAUACAGAUGUGUAUAGAUAGAGCCAAGUCUAGGAGUACUCAAGCUAUUAAAUUAAUAGAAGAUACACAAUGUUCUCUUGAUAGAUGACAAUAAAUACAUAUUCCU